AUUGAUAGUCCGUUAGCCGCCUCCCCCCGCUCAGUUCAGCCCGUCUGGAGUGAAGCAUCGGUGUCUCCUUCCCUCAGCUUCACUAACACUCGGAGGAAGAGUUAAUAAGCCUUCCUCUGGGCACAAUGGAGCAUACUGUGAAAAAACCCCUGAGCUGGGAAACCAGGGAGCAGCUCAAAGAAAGGCUGGCCUUGUUGAAGAAAGAAUACGCAAAAACAGUCCAUAAGUUACAGCGUGCACAAAAAGCUGAACGGGUGCGGAAUCAUGUUAAAAGCACCAUAAUGCACCAGAAUCAACUGUUGGAAGAGCAGAGCAUAACUCAGUUGAAGUCUGGUGAGGCCUCAUCAUUUUUGGAUACACGUCAGUCAAGCUCUUCAUGUCAGCGAAACCGAGUCCCAGUAGAAGAAAGCAAAGAGAAAAGAUCAGCCGUGACGUUUAAUCUUGAACCGGAAAUCAUAGAAGUAAUCAGUAGCCCAAAUGUGGCUUUGGCAAGCACAUUUGAAAGAGCUGAAGACCCUUCAACAGAUCCCACCCUUUCCCCAGUUGUGCAAACGAUCCCCAAUGCAAAGACAAGCAGUCAAGUUCACAGUCGUCUGAAGCUGAAAAAAAAGAGGUCAUGUGAAAUGCUGAGAAAGGAAGCAGCCAGUGAGCAGAAUGACUUUCUAGCUGCUGAUGGAAAAUCCUGUGAUAAAGAAAUAGAGGAACUGGAUUCACCUGUUAACAAAGAGCCUGUAAGAUCUUACAACUUUGACAGAGAUACAAAUGCCACUAAAUCAGUAUAUGGGGAUGUAAAGGAGAAUGUGGAGCAUAGAAUAUUCCUGGGUUCUCCUCAAGGUAAAGAACACUUUAAAUCAUUCAAAAAUGGAGUGCAGGAGGUGGAAGACGAUUGUUUGACCUUACCCUUGGGCAGAACUGUGAAUGGCUCGGUUUACUGCAGUUCUGGUGAUAAGACUACAGGAGUGUCUGCUUGUGAAAAUAAAGCUUUCAGUUCAAGAGACUUCAAGGUCCUGACUGAAGAUGCCCAACAACAGCAAGCAAAGCAAAACUGCUCUGAGGAUCUCUUUGAAGCUUCUGAGAGCAAUCUUGCAAAUAAGUCAGUAGUGUUAAAUCCAGAUUGUCUUCAGGAAAGUACUGCUGUAGCUGAAGCUUCAGAAGAGACCCCACUGAACUCUUGUACCCUUGUCGAGGGCCUUCUCUUCCCUGUUGAGUACUAUGUACGAACAACUCGACGCAUGACCAACUGUCGGCGACAAGUGGAUCUGGAUGCAGUGAUUCACAGCCACUUGGGAAAAUGCAGAAAUGGUGGUAAGGGAAGGUCUAGGAAAUUGACACGUGACCAGAGCAAUCCUGUAAAAGGCUUUCCCAAGGCUGAGGGAGAGCUCAGCAACACAUUGUUACUUUUUAACAGUCAGGAGGAUGGUAUUGCUGUAUCUGAUGCAGAUACUUCACAGCUGGACUCACUGUGCCCCUCGAAUAUUGGUAUUGAUUCUCAGAACAUUAAAGCAAGCCCAGAAAGAGAGAGAAAAAGUGAUAGAGAAGAAUCCACAAAAUCCAAGCUCACUGAUACUGAACUGUUUAAAGAUGAGCUUGUAGAGUGGACUUUGAAUAACCACAGACUUCCUGAUGAUAUUCAGUGUGCUAUGACUUCUGAAGUUCAAAAGGAGAGAGAGAGCAAGGAGAAUGAAAGUAACUCUUGUCAGUCAGUGUCCGAUGUGAAUGAAUUAUGUGGAAGUGCUGUUAAUAAGUUGGGUGCUCGUAGUUUUUCAAAUAUUACUAACUUUACUGUCAAGAGUUCCAAUCUCUCUCAGAAUGAUUCUGAGCAUAUCGUGGAAUCAUUACAGAACUCUGAAAGCCAGACCAGUGAUAUGUUAGUAGGACCUUUCAAAGAGAAUUCAAUUGAUCCGUCAACUGUAAACGAGGAGUCUAUACUCACUCUGUCAGAGCAUCAUUCAGGCUUAAAUAGUGCUACUGACAGUCAGGAACUGAUCCCAGAGACUCAGCAAGAUUCCUUUUUUAGCACAGCAAGGAAGAAGAGUUUCAGACGUACAAGACAGUCUUUACCAUUGGGAAUUGAUUCAUACACUGAGGAAUCUUUAUGCCAAGUGUCUCAGCCCAAAAGGAGGGUGAGGCUGUCAAAAGGUAACUCUUAUCGCAGAACACGUGCUGGCUUGAGGAAGCUUAACACAGGACUUGAAGAGGGAACCCUGACAUGCUCGGAACCGUUACUCUCUGUCAAAAAGCCUGUUGUCAAAAAGCUAUUUCACAGUCUGGAGGUCCAGGAUUUCGACCUCCCCGAUGAAGAAUACGGUCAACUUAAAGAGAAAUUAAGAGCAGAGUCAUUGAGGAAAUUGCUUCUUCCAUCCCAGCAUAAUAUGUUUAACUGUGCUAUGGAAACACAGGUGAAAACUGAGAAUGGGGAUAUGGGGAAAUGUGACAGCCCACAUUCACAGAACAGCAAACAAGCUGUAGAAAACUUUGAAGAACUCCACCUACAAAAGAGUUUGGAUUGCAAGGAAAUCAACAGGACCGCAGAGAAACCAGCAUCAGAUGAUGUCAUUUGUCCUUCUGGUCAGAAAACACCAAAAACUGCAUCUAACUAUAAACUAUCUUCCAGUGUUCUGCUGUCAACACCUUCCUGUACUCCACAGGUAGGGAGGGUCCACCAGAGUGAACAAGAUGCAAGUAGCCCUGUUUUUCCUUCACUUGGCUUCACUCCUGCAUCAAGUUCUGCAAAACAUUCUCAAAACAGCUGUGGAAACCAGAACUCCUCCCAAACUGAUAUACUGUCACAGAAUAAUGAUAGCAACUGUGAGGAAGAGUUACAAACAUCUGUUGAAGGAGAGGUGCCAUUAACAAAUGGAAAAGGCACUCCGUCUGCAAUGGAAUAUCCAGAAAAGGAGGAACAACCUGCACAGUGCUGCCAUGUCAGUCAGUCAGAGGUGGUGGAUGAGGAUUGUGCUGUGGAAUGUAUUGAAGAGAAUCCAUCAACCUCCUGCAUUAUUGACUUAUGUACAGUAUUCUGGAUGGUGAAAGAGGCCAAAAUGUCAUGCAUUGCCUGUGCUUGUGAAACAGCAGUGUUCUUGUGGGCCCCACAACAGCUAAACCAGUGGACUAAUAUCCAUAUGUGGGUCUUUGAUAAAGUUCCUAUAAUUGAACUGAUCCCCAUUCCAGAUGCUGUGAACAUCCUGUGUGUGGCCUUUGGAAGCCUGGAAAUAAGGGAAGUCAAGGUAUUGCACUCUGUGGACAGAAACUGCUUGGAACACACCCUGCUGCAGACAGGAGAUAUAAAUGCGGUGCUUGGGUUACCUGGAAGGAGGCUGGUCUGCUCUUGUGGCACACUCCAGAGUCAGCACAUAGAAUUGAACAUCUUAUCCAAAGAAGGAAGGAGUGAACGACGUAUGCAGUUGGUCCCACCCAAUGAGAUGGUUCUGGCUUUCAGUGAAGUCAAAGGGGAGGCAGAAGCUUUGAUUGGAUCGACAAUAAUGAGCAAUAUUGUCAUUUGGAACUUAAAGACUGGACAUCUUCUGAAGAAAAUCCACUUAAGUGAAAGUUACCCGGGCACUGUCUGCCAGAAGGCCUAUUCAGAGUCUGGCAUAUUGUUCAUACUCCUAACUCAUCGGUAUGUUGGCACUUGUGAUAGAUCUGGUGGAAAUAGAAUCUGUGUUUUAAGAAUGGUUGGUGUCAAUCCUAUGAAUGGUAAAAGUAAACCUGUCAUGUCAUAUAUGCUUCCACAGGAAUGCCAUGGAAGGUACCUUGUUGGAGGUGUGAAAGACCAGUCAAUUGCAGCAAUUGUAACCCCUGGAACCCUGAUUCUUUGGGAUGUACUUUCUGGCCACAUCUCGACUGUUCUACACCAUGGCCCCAAUGCAUUCUGGUCACUUUUCCACUGGGCAGAAGCCAAUUCCUGCCUCCUGGCCAGAAAGAAUGACCAAACUGUGUAUAUCUAUAAAUAUAUGGGAGCUAGAUUGAAUGACGUAUGAUGGUAUUACUGCAUCAAGAUUGAUGCAAGAAAGUGGCUUCAAAGUCUAUUUAUUUAUUUGAAACUUUUUUAUCUUAUCAGUUGAAUGAAAACACCAAAUAAUAUGUUUGUAGAACAAAACAUUGCAGUGCAAAGAUGAUUACUUUUGUUUCCUGUGUACUAUGUAAAGUUGUACUACAAUUUGUAUUGAUGUAUUGAACUGUUGUAUAGUGUCUGUUAUUGCUAUUGGGGAAAGCCAGAAUAUGAAAUCUGGACUGGCCUAUUUCAGCAAAAUGUUCAGAGGGUACCUAGUGGACAAUAUAGAGAAUCGCCUUUUAUACGUUUAGGCGAGUAUUAGACACCACUUUUCUUUCCAAAUGUUCAGUUCUGGGUGAUUCGGGAAAAGCAUUGUGAACUUCCUGUGUCGUAGUUUUACACUGCAAAGGUCAUUCUUACUCAUUUUCACAAUUUUUUUGUUAAUGGAAUUAGAUCCUGAGAAUAUCAGGUGGAAACAUUUGCAUUAUCUUCACAUGUUGAAAGACAUUAUUGUUAAUUUAGGAUUUACAGCUUUGAAGGAGUAAGGGGAAAUCAUCAAAUAUCUUGUUCCAAUCAUUUGAGUGUAAACAUAUGAAUAAGAACAGCAGUAAAUCACAGCUCUUUACCAGUAAUAAAAGAUAGUUGACCAGUCCAUUCUGUACACAAACACUAAUUUGGUUAAGAAGUAAUGUCUUUCAUAAACUGCCUAAUAAACUGUGGUGCAGAGUUCUUAAUCUGAAUGCUUCAAUGUUGCAUAGUAUACUGCAGUCUGGAGCAGUUCCUCCUAUGGUAGUCAGCAAAAUAGCUACCUGAGUUUUGAGCUUUCCAGUACCUACCUGCUCAAAGUGUUUGGAAUUACUUGUGUUACAGCUCACAAGCUGUCUUCAUCCAUGUGGCCAGUCACCUUCAAUUGUGCAGCUGUCUACGAACAGGUAUUGUUGAUCUAGGCAAAGCUUUGUAGCUGCAAUGUCAUUGAAAGGAACAUCAUUUAAAAUGUCCCAAGAAAUGUGAGUAGAGUGGCUAGAAAACAUCCUUGCUUCCUCUCAUAUUAGAAAAUUAAUUAUCACUAGUCACAACUUACUAGUAGAACAGCAUCAAGAACUCUAGCUCACUUGAUCAAAAUGAAGUGUUCAUAGAACAAUCAAUAUGGAUAUAAGCAAGUACUUACCUGCAGUGAUUGCAGGCCCACCAACCUAAAAGACUAGAUAUGGAGGAUAUCGGUUGUCUUGUCAACAAGUUGGAAAUACGUUGUGGAUAGUUUGGGAUUUUCAAGCUGUUUGUUUUUGUUGACAAUUGUCAUAACAUCUAUAGUGGUGUAUGAUUGGACAAUUCUGGUUGCAGGUCCUGAAUUAAUACUUUGAGGGUGGAGAGGUACCAGCUUUUGAACAGGCAGUGAACAGUUGGAAGAAUGUUAAAGGAAAAAUCUGGAACCGUUCCCAGCUGCUGGUUUUAUCAGUUAGAGCUAUGUUGGUUGUUGGUUCAAGUCCAUUUCAGAAACCUGAGCUCAGAAAACUAUGCUGAUACUUGAGGGCUCUACUGAAGAACUGUUGACUUUUGCAAGAGGUUUGAAACCAAGAACCUAAAUACUUCAUAAAAACCGAAAGAACUGCAGAUGCUGUGAAUCAGGAACAAAAACAAAGUUGCUGGAAAAUAGAGUAAACGUUGUAGGUCCAGUGACCCUUCCUGAGAAGUUCUGAGGAAGGACCACUGGACCUGAAACGUUAACUCUGUUUUCUUUCCUUCACAGAUGCUGCCAGACCUGCUGAGCUUUUCCAGCAACUUUGUUUUUGAACCUAAAUACUCCCUCAGGCAAAAAUAAAAGAUCCAAGAUUUGGUCUUUUAUAAGCUUCUGACUGGAGAUGAGACCCAGCGUGGAAAGAAUUACAAAAUGAAAAAUGUAAAUGCACUACAUACAAAGAAUAAUAAGAGGAAUUAUAACAAUAGGUGUAUAAAUUUGUACAUAUUUCAAACCCCUUCUUUGAAACAAAGAGUAAAUUGUAAACACUAAAAACUUAAAUUCUGGAAAUACAGCGUCUAUGACUACCUAAAAUAAAUGCUUCGUAUUCAGCUUCA
This is a messenger RNA of Rhincodon typus (whale shark), 6067 nucleotides long. RefSeq names its product partner and localizer of BRCA2 (gene palb2). Gene Ontology annotation, biological process: double-strand break repair via homologous recombination. The transcript is spliced from 13 exons. The record is from RefSeq and is a predicted model, not a curated record. Gene Ontology annotation, cellular component: nucleoplasm. Lineage: Eukaryota; Metazoa; Chordata; Chondrichthyes; Orectolobiformes; Rhincodontidae. Gene Ontology annotation, molecular function: protein binding; DNA binding. The coding region runs from base 126 to 3980 and encodes 1284 amino acids.